GCGCACUUUACAAUCGCCUCUUGUUUCCAGGCUCGGCACAGGCAGAACGCUGAACCUCCUCGAACUCUCACAAGAGCCACACGCACCCAGAGGAGCGCUGUAGCCAGAGAAGAGUGACUCGACUUAAACCACACACUCGAGGCGUUUUACGCAGCCAAGAUCAACUUCUUUUUGUCGUUAGUUGUUAGUUGAUAAGAAUUACUUUUAUAUAUAAAUAGUGAAUCAUCAGCCUUCACCGAGUUACAUUGUUGGAAAGAAAGCAAAAUUAUGAGGUCCGGUACUGAUCAGUUCUGGAGGAUGGUCCGGCUGCCGGUGACAUUGGCGCUCUUGUCUGUGUGCUGCGCAUCAGAGUACGACGACAUUCCCUGGAAGCCAGACUCGUUCAACAGCGGCCCGAGCUAUUCCAAGCCUCCACAGUGCGUGGACAUCCCGGACGAUCUACGGCUCUGUCAGAACGUGGGCUACACACGGAUGCUGCUGCCCAACCUGCUGGACCACGAGACCAUGGCCGAGGUGAAGCAGCAGGCCAGUAGCUGGGUGCCUUUGGUGCACAAGAAAUGCCACCCGAGCACGCAGAUCCUGCUUUGCUCCCUGUUUGCGCCCGUGUGCCUAGACCGGCCCAUUUAUCCGUGCCGCUGGAUGUGCGAAGCCGUGCGGGACAGCUGCACGCCCAUCAUGGAGGCGUUCGGCUUCCCCUGGCCGGAGAUGCUCACCUGCAACAAGUUCCCCCAGGGCGACAUGUGCAUCGCAAUGACCAAUACUACGGGCGAGGAGGCCAAAACCACAGGGUCACCUUCCAUCUGCCCUGCAUGUGACAAUGAAAUGCAAACAGACACUAUUCUAGACCACAUGUGUGCCAGCGAGUUUGCUUUCAAGAGCAAGAUCAAGGAGGUGAAGCGAGAAAACACAGACCGUAAGGUCACCCUGCAGAAAAGGAAGAAGAUGCUGAAAACUGGAAGCCUGAAGAAGAAGGACUUGAAGAACCUGGUUUUGUACUUGAAGAAUGGUGCCGACUGCCCCUGCCAUCAGCUGGACAACCCAGGAAAUCAGUAUCUCAUUAUGGGUCGCACAGCUGAAAAACAGUACCUCCUCACAGGCAUCCACAAGUGGGACAAGUCAAGCAAAGAGUUCAAGAAAGCUAUGAAGAAACUCAAGACCUACAAGUGUCCUGUCUAUGACAAUGUCUUUAAAUAAAAUGGCCUCAUUUCAUCCUACACAGACUUGCACAAGCCUUAAAUCCCAAACUUUGCUUCCUAUUUUUCUGUUUAUAUCUAUAUAUCUUUGUAUAUUUACAGAUAUACUUUGGAAUGACACUAGAUUUUAGUUGUAUGUGGUGAAUGAUGACACAAAAAAAUGACAGCUUGGGUUCCUUUGUUUUCAACUUCCUCAGAAAUCCUUCCAUUCUAUUUAUGUAGAUUGACCCUUUCAUCCCAAAGGCUAGUGUAAAGUAUGAAGCUGCUGCCAUAUUUUAUGUUAGCGUGCAGACUAACCUUAGGGGGAAACAACUAGCCUGGUUUUGUCCAAAGGUAAAAAUAAUAAUGUCCUAGAAGUGGCCUGUGUGUAUAUAUGAAAUAAAUUAAAUAUAUAUGUGACAUUUAGUGAGAUUUUAAAUAUGCUUAUAUGUUUUUAGAACUAGAUUUUCAGCCGAUCUCUCAUCUGCUGGUGCUAGCUUUAACGUGAGCAUAGCAAAAUCUUUCUCAUUCCAAACAUUUGUUAAUAAACCGUAAAUAUGGCCUUCAGACUUAGCUGUUGCAGUUGUUGUUGUGCCACACAAUACAGGAAGGUAGCUCUAAAUAGGGUUAAUUUUGAAUACAUGAUGAUAGACAUGUUCCUAUUAAACAAAAAAGUAUACUACCACAAAUUUGAUGAUUGUCUUCUUGUUUUCCUUUAUUUUACUGUUUUUUUAUACUUGAGAAAGAAAUCAUGACUGUCAAUCUGCAUCACAAGUUAAUGUGUGAACCUCAAUUUACUUUAUUUGGUGUCACGUGUUCACUUGAUACUUUGGGUCAUUAUUCUUACACCUCUUGUCUCUGUACAUCCAGUCUAAUUACAGUAAUUAGUAUUCUUUUGUAUUAGAAAAAAAUAUACAUUCAUGUCACAAUUUCUGUGUUCUGGUUGCUUUGUUCAAAUGUUGUGGAUCCGUUUAGCACUAUUUUGUUUCAGAUCUGAAUGUGAGUGCUGCAUUGCUGCCAAUUACAUGUACAUAAAAUUUUUCAUAAAAUUGUUGUCUUUA
Molecule: messenger RNA, 2233 nt
Organism: Betta splendens (Siamese fighting fish)
Lineage: Eukaryota; Metazoa; Chordata; Actinopteri; Anabantiformes; Osphronemidae
Product: secreted frizzled-related protein 1-like
Exons: 3
Coding region: 268-1194 (308 amino acids)
Biological process (GO): non-canonical Wnt signaling pathway; negative regulation of canonical Wnt signaling pathway; canonical Wnt signaling pathway
Molecular function (GO): Wnt-protein binding
Source: RefSeq, a predicted model, not a curated record